AUGGGGUCUGAUGAGUCGUACAAUUUUGUCUUCAAAGUGGUUUUGAUAGGGGAGUCUGGAGUAGGAAAGAGCAACCUGCUGUCUCGCUUCACUAAGAAUGAGUUCAAUCACGAGAGUCGCACUACCAUCGGCGUCGAGUUCAGCACGCGGACUGUUCACCUGGACAACUACACCAUCAAAGCCCAAAUAUGGGACACAGCUGGGCUGGAGCGCUACAGAGCUAUCACCUCAGCGUAUUACAGGGGAGCAGUUGGAGCACUGUUGGUUUAUGACAUUAGCAAGCACCUGACUUAUGAGAGCGCAGAUCGAUGGUUGAAAGAGCUGUUCGACCAUGCAGACCCUCACAUCGUGGUCAUGCUGGUGGGAAACAAGAGAGACCUGGACGCCCUCAGAACCGUGCCCUCAGAGGAGGGCAAGGACUUUGCAGAGAAGAGAGGUCUCUUGUUCAUGGAGACAUCAGCCUUGGACUCCACCAAUGUCGAACAUGCUUUCAAUGAAGUCCUCAUAGCGAUUCAUAAGAAGGUGGCCAGCAGGGAGGUGACCCGCGGCUCCAUCUGUGCCGUGACCCUCUCCAGCCCCAUCGGACCCAACAGCGAGACACAGGAGGGGCGUAGGAACUGCUGCCAGAGCUCCUAACAGACUGCUGCCCUGUAAAGAUCUGCUCUCCCCAAGUUGAACCAAAAUCAUGCUUGACUGUUGCUGAAGCUUAAGCAUGACAUC
Messenger RNA from Anoplopoma fimbria (sablefish), 720 nucleotides. Its product is annotated as ras-related protein Rab-25-like. Gene Ontology annotation, cellular component: recycling endosome. The transcript is spliced from 5 exons. Gene Ontology annotation, biological process: exocytosis. Lineage: Eukaryota; Metazoa; Chordata; Actinopteri; Perciformes; Anoplopomatidae. Gene Ontology annotation, molecular function: GTP binding; GTPase activity. Bases 1 to 636 code for a protein of 211 amino acids. The record is from RefSeq and is a predicted model, not a curated record.